GUGUGGAACGGCAUAAAGGUGAGUAAUAAAUGACAGAAUUUUCAAUUUUGGGUGAACUAAUCCUUUAACAUAUAUGGAUAGGUCAAGAUCCAAAUCACUGCAUGCUUCCCUGUCUUUCUGUGUAAUGGUUUUCUUCUUGUCUGUUUUAGUUUGUAAUAACUGCACUGAAAAUGAGGCUUGCCAGGAGAGAGGUGGUAUCUAUGGCUGUGGUUGCUUGCAAGGACAAAGACCAAAUCCUGAAAUCUUUGAUGCUGUGGGGUCUUGUAUCAGCAGCACUGGCUCCAUAUCUCUCUCCCGCUGCCAGCUCUUUGAGUCUGGGUUUUAUCCUGAGACACUGCACCUAAAUGACCCAAGCUGCAAAGGAACCCUUGAGAAUGGCAGACUUCUGUUUUAUUUUGACAAUGAAGGCCACAUAUGUGGUACCACUCUAAUGAGCAACAGUACUCACUUCAUCUACCAAAACUCCAUUCAGUUUAACCCGAAGAACACUGAACAGAGCAUCAUUACAAGAGGUAUAUGGAUGAACAUUACAUUUUCUUGUGCAUACCCUCUGAUCCAGAACCUAUCUAUGCCCAUGAGUUUCCGAGCCGAAGGCGGGUAAGUGUACUUCAAAGUCUUCUGAAUAAAAAUGUGUAGUAUUCAGUCAAUCUAUAGUUUUUUAGGUAAUAUUUUACAUUAAGGUUCCAUUUGUUAUUUUAAUUAACUACAUUACUAAACAUGAG
Molecule: messenger RNA, 722 nt
Organism: Megalobrama amblycephala (Wuchang bream)
Lineage: Eukaryota; Metazoa; Chordata; Actinopteri; Cypriniformes; Xenocyprididae
Product: alpha-tectorin-like
Exons: 3
Coding region: 74-601 (175 amino acids)
Source: RefSeq, a predicted model, not a curated record